UCCAGCCGGGAUGUUUUGUUUCUGAGGAGCUCAUGGAAGAAACAGCGAGUGAAAUGAUGACUGUUCACUAAUUUAAACGGUUUCGUGUGAUAUAUAGUUUGCUUGUGAUCAUGUUGCCUGACGUUGAAGGUUCGUGUCCGUUUAUAGAGGACAGUUUUAGUCGCUUUUCCUCACAGAGUAACAUUUACGGGCUUUGCCAAGCGGGAGAAGACGAGCUGCUCGCUGCGACACUGAAAGGAAAAGUGGUUUGUUUCCGAUACCAAGACCUGCAGCAAAAAAUCCGGCCUGUGGCUAAAGAGGUGCAGUUCACUUACAUCCCAGUCGAUGCAGAGAUUGUGUCUAUUGAUGCGUUUAACAAGUCUGUCCCUAACAGAGGCCUGGUGGUGGGAAUCACCUUUAUUAAGGACUCGGGUGAUAAAGCAACACCGUUCCUGAAUAUCUACUGCGAGUAUGAGCCAGGGUCAGAGUUCAACUUGGAGUCCAUCGCUCAGAGCUGCCUGAACCUGGAGCUGCAGUUCACUCCCUUCCAGCUCUAUCACACUGAGCUGCAGUACGACGAGGGUAACAGAGAGACAGUGUUCCUGCUCAGCGGACAUGAUCAGCGCAUACACCUCUAUAAAGAAAACGCUUCGCUGCACCAGUUUGAGGAGCAGCCAGUGGAGCGUUUUUUCCCCGAGCUGACGGAUCUGCCCAGCAACGUGUUGUGGAUGAACGUUUUGAGUAUUGACGACGGGCGUCGGCUCACGGCAUUUGGCUGUCAGAACGGCUGUCUAGGGCUCGCGCUCGUCAACCAGAGAGGACCUGAGAUCCUCCAGAGUUGGCGUUUGCAGCAGGACAGUCCCGUAUCCACAGUGUUCCUCUUCCCUCUGAAGGUGGCGGCCCAGAACAGCAAUACAGAAGAAGAUCAGCGGGAUCAGGUGCUGGAGUACAACCUGUUGGUUACCAGCAUGAUAGAAAUGGCGGUGGUUUACAGAGAUGUAGAGCGGUGUGGUGUGAGCAAGCCGGUGUGUUUAGCAGGCAGCGAUCAGUGUGACGCCGUGCUGUGCGCUCUCCUUAUCGACCUGGACUUUGACGGACAGCUGGAGGUGCUGCUGGGAACAUACGGACAGGACCUGCUCUGCUACAAAUUUCAACAGCCUACAGCCAGUACGGAGGGGUGGUUCCAGCUGAUGUGGAGGCGGAGCUUCAAGAGCCCCUUGCUGUCAAUCAUCUACCUGGACCUGACUGGGGAUGGAUUGAAGGAGCUGGCCAUUCUGACCAUAAAAGGGCUGCAUAUAUUACAGCACAGCCUCAGCAGCACGGCUGAUCUGGUUCUGCAGCGGCUGGCCAACAGAGUGGCGAAGCUCUCCACCGUUCCUGAAAUCCAGACGGUCACAAAGCAGGAUACUGAACAAUGAUCACAUCAGGAGCACUUCAUCCUGAAAGCCUCCUGUACAGAAGUGUUAGUGCACUACAAGGCAUGCAGGCAGCCAUUGUGGAUUUGUCACAGUCGCUACAGUUAUAUGUGGAGUCUGUUUGGCCAUUUUAAGAAGCACUCCAAACAUUAGACCUCAACCUCUUGGUUGGUUAAUAGGUGGCUGAGGGACUGUGUGUUACACACAAUGCACUGCAAGUGGACAGUACAACACUGAAAAGUGGCAAGCAGCAGCGAGUUGGUUCACAAUGUAACCUUAAAUUCACUGUUCGAUGAACUGAAGUCCAGUGUUCUCAAUGCUCUCUAUAACAUACAGCCACAGGGCACUGUUUAUUAUUUGAGUGUCUCUUUGCUCUCUUCUACAUGGACAACAUUUCAUGUCCAGUGAAACGCAGUUGGUUGAUAUUCGCUAAUAAUAUUAACAAUCUGAUAACAUGGUGAAGAAAGCUUUCAGUCUGUGUGACACGUGUCUUAUUUAUUUGAUUUGCAUUAGAAAUGUCUAUGCCAUUCACAUCUGUCACGAUGAUAGUGCGAUGAUAAAUCGUGAUACAGAUUUAUAAUCUGAAUUGAUGGAAUUAAAAAAAUGAAAUGUGAUUAUCAGGUAA
Neoarius graeffei (lesser salmon catfish) is the source of this 2019-nucleotide messenger RNA. RefSeq names its product kaptin (actin binding protein) (gene kptn). The record is from RefSeq and is a predicted model, not a curated record. NCBI's taxonomy places the organism in Eukaryota, Metazoa, Chordata, Actinopteri, Siluriformes, Ariidae. Gene Ontology annotation, cellular component: actin cytoskeleton; KICSTOR complex; lamellipodium. The transcript is spliced from 12 exons. Bases 111 to 1397 code for a protein of 428 amino acids. Gene Ontology annotation, biological process: cellular response to amino acid starvation; negative regulation of TORC1 signaling; actin filament organization. Gene Ontology annotation, molecular function: actin filament binding.